Monoraphidium neglectum is the source of this 1044-nucleotide messenger RNA. RefSeq names its product chlamyopsin-6. The transcript has 10 exons. Gene Ontology annotation, molecular function: phosphorelay sensor kinase activity; histidine phosphotransfer kinase activity. Lineage: Eukaryota; Viridiplantae; Chlorophyta; Chlorophyceae; Sphaeropleales; Selenastraceae. The record is from RefSeq and is a predicted model, not a curated record. Gene Ontology annotation, biological process: protein autophosphorylation; signal transduction. Gene Ontology annotation, cellular component: membrane. The annotation marks the transcript as partial.
AUGUGGCGUGACCAGGUGCCCGCGAUCCUGUACGAGCGCUCCAUGGCGGUGUUUGGCGCCGCGCUCGUCAUCGACAUCCUCAACUCCCUGUUCGAGCUCAGGUCCACCAAGCUGGACUUUGCCCUACUGCCCUGCUUCAUCAAGGGCAUGGCCACCACCACCAACGUGCUGCUGCGUGGGGGCCGCGGCGCGGUCGUGCUCGGAACGGGCGGGCGGAUAUGCGUGCUGCAGCGGUACAUUUGCUGGAUGCACACCACCCCCACCAUCCUGCUGCUGCUGCGCCUGAUGGCGCCGACGCUGGGCAACGGGCAGCUGCUGUGGGCGGUCGCGUGGGAUGAGAUCAUGCUGGUGUCUGGCGCGGCCGCGACGCUGACAAAGGGGCCGGUGUCGGUCAUCCUGGCGGUCGUGUCCCACCUGGCGUGCGUGCCUGUGCUGCUCUACCUGCACCGCGGACUCAAGGAAGCGUCCGGCGCCAUCGCUGCCAACGCCGCCAAAUCGGCCACCGCGGUCACAUAUUACCUAAUUCUGGUGAUGUGGCUGGCGUUUGGCGCGGUCUGGGACCUGGGGGCGCUGGGGUGGAUCUCGCUGGAAACUGAGGAGGCGCUCAAUCUGGUCUGCGACUUCUGUGCCAAGAUCGUGUUCAGCAGCAGCCUCAUGCUGAGCAGCUUCAAGACCGUGGAGACCAGGAGGGAGGGCGUCAUGAGGCAGAUCGAGCAGGGCAACAAGCAGACACUGGUGGAUGAGAUGAAGAACAUCAUCGAGCAGAAGGGGCGGUUCAUGAGCUCAGUCAGCCAUGAACUCAGGACACCACUCAACGGCAUCAUCGGCAUAUCCGAGGGCAUGCUCUCGGGCUGCUGCGGCACACUGCCGGACGUCGUGCGCCGCCAGGUGUACAUCAUCCGCACCAGCGGCGCGCGCCUGCUGGCGCUCAUAAACGAUGUCAUGGACGCGGCGGCGCUGAGGCACAACCGCCUGGUGCUGGCGCGCGCGCGGGUGGCGCUGCGGGCGCUGGCGGGGGACGUGGUCGACCUCACCAGGUCACUG